This is a messenger RNA of Homarus americanus (American lobster), 4666 nucleotides long. RefSeq lists its product as uncharacterized. The coding region runs from base 393 to 3665 and encodes 1090 amino acids. NCBI's taxonomy places the organism in Eukaryota, Metazoa, Arthropoda, Malacostraca, Decapoda, Nephropidae. The transcript has 13 exons. The record is from RefSeq and is a predicted model, not a curated record.
CAGGCCAGCGGUGGGCAGUGUGUAGGGCUAGUGUCACUGAGGCCGUGGUGAGGGUAGGAAGUGCGCCGCCGCUCAUCUACACACGUGACGCACGAGGCCAACUCUGCCUCUUAAGAUCUGAUACUCGUGUCGUGGGGUGAUGGAAGUAAACUGUUGUACCUCAGUUACUGAUGUGUUGUGAUAGAUCAUCUUGACGAUGUUGAAAUACUGAUGAGAAACAAAAAUGCAUUAUUGAGAAACACGAGAACCUCAUGAGUAAGAGAAUAAGUUGUGAUAAAUAAUCAGUUUAAGUGGAUAACUACCACUACGUUUAACUCAGAAGGACGAGACUGUGCAGAAGCCUGGGGGCCUCUCAAGCACCUUAGAACGAUGAUAAGAAUUAUGUGAGUGUUAUGAGCGUCGCCGUAGUAAUGGUUAACCCUCACUGGCUCUUGGCGGUGGUCCUGCUGGUCUCUCUCACGUUACCUGCCCCAGCUAAGCACACAGGGGUGACGUCAGUAUGGGUGGUGACCGGCGGGCGUGCUGAGCUACCGUGCCCACCUGCGCCCAAGAUGGAUGAUGAUCAGCCAGUACUAGUACUGUGGUACCUCUCCAGCAACACCUUGCCCGUGUACAGCUAUGAUGCUCGGGAGGGAGAGUUUGGGGCGGGCGAGCGGUGGUCUGAUCCAGGAGUGUUGGGUGAGCGAGCCUUCUUCACCGCACUCGCCCACCCGCCCACUCUGGUCCUAGAGCACGCCCACGCCCAUGACCAGGGCGUCUACACUUGCAGAAUCGACUACCGUCUCUCCCCCUCCACCACCUACAUCGUCAACCUCACCGUCAUCAUUCCCCCCGGGCCGCCCGUGGUGUUAUGGGGCGGCCUGGGCGUGGUGGGCGGUCUCGGGCCCCUGAGGGAGGACCAGCAGGUUAAGGUCGUCUGUCGCAGCGUGGGUGGUCGUCCUCCGCCUCAGUUGACCUGGUGGUGGCGCGGCUCACGACUGCCCAACCAGGUCACCAACACUACCGUCGACCCCAACACAGAAACUAUGAAGGUGGAGACGAAAUUGAUAGUAGUGGCCAGCAGAGACAUGCAGAAAGCCACCCUUACCUGCCAGGCCCACACGCCCACACCUCGCCACACCCACCACACAGCCGUACUCCAGCCUCGCUCGGUCUCACUCACACUCAAUAUUACUCUGCCACCACUAGACGUGAGGAUCCUUGGGUCAGGAGGGCCGGUGUCUGCAGGUGCGGUGUUGAGGUUGGUGUGUCGAGCCGUCGGCUCUCACCCUCCUGCUGAGGUCACCUGGUGGCGGGCACACUCACACCUCACCCAGGUCUCCUACGCCUUCGAGGAAGGGGGGAAUGUGACGACGGCGACGCUGACGGUGAUGGUGGACCGCGACUAUGACGGUGCUACUCUGGCCUGCACCGCCGCCAACCCUCUGCUGAACCGCGCCCCUCUCACACACUCGCUCAAGCUCCAGGUCUACUACACGCCGGUGGUAAGACUAUCACUAGGAAAUCCUCUGGACGGCGAGAUUAUUAAGGAGGGCGACGACGUGUACUUCGAGUGUACCAUCCGCGCCAACCCAGCCGUCCACCGUGUUGACUGGUACCACAACGGGGCGGAGGUGGUACACAACGUAAGCGCUGGUGUGGUGGUAAGCGGAUUGAGCCUGGUGAUUCGACGUCUGCGGCGACAACAUUCUGGCUCUUACACCUGUGCCGCAACCAACAUGGAGGGCCGCAACUCUAGUAAUGCGGUCCAUCUUACUGUCCGCCACUCGCCAGUGUGUGCAGGAGGGGCGCGGCAACGGACCCAGGGUGCUGCUAGAGGGACACCCGCCGUGGUCACCUGCAGGGUUGAGGCCAAGCCCGCCCUGGAUGUGACGUGGGCGUGGGUGAGGAGAAUGGAAGACGGCAGUGAACGUCCGGUGUCUGAGGAAGAUGUAAGAAAAGACGGUCUGAGCUCGAGCGUGGUGUUGACGCCUCUUAACCCAGGAGACUACGGCCAGGUGCUGUGCAGCGCCACCAACACUAUAGGGCGACAACGAGAGCCCUGUAUGGUGACCCUGGUGCCUGCCGGGCCCCCCGACCCACCCUCCAACUGUACAGCCGCCCCUGUCGCCCACACCAAAGACAACCAGGACGCCCAUCUCAUGUUGCUGGCCGUCACCUGCCAUGAGGGGUUUGACGGUGGCCUCCCACAAGAGUUUUUACUGGAAGCUUGGCAAGAUAAUGUAAUAAUGGCCAACUUGAGCAGUGACUUCCCGGAGUGGGUGGUAGUGGGUCUAGAAGGCGGGGUGGGCGCCACGCUGAGGGUCGCUGCCCGAAACGCACGCGGACGAAGUGACACCCUGCGGCUUGAGGUACACACAGCCAGUGCCCAGCACCGCGCCGCCGUAGACUCUGAGAGCGCUGCCCUAGGUGUUCCAACCAUGCUGGGAGCAGUUGUGGGCGUGGCUGUAGUGCUGCUGCUGCUCUUGGUGGUGAGUGUGGUGAUAGCACGACAUGCCUGUCCACGCAAGAGUAAAGGUGGCGGCACCAACGACCACACGCUGGUGAAGACGCCCACCGGCAGCGAGUGGGACUGCUAUGACCCAACCCUCGUGUCCCCCGCCCAGCGCCGCCACCCCAGCCUACACUUACUAGCCAACUCUCACGGACAACGCGAGUCUCUGGUGCAUGUACACGCCGACACUCAAACACCUUCACACAUUCCAACCAAAACUCACGCUCAUAUGCAGUCACAAACUCCACACUCACAUCUAAACGGACAAAUUGUCAACUGUCGUCAGCAGAGUAUACAAGUGGAUCAAGCUUGUCGGGAGUCUGACUCCACCAGCCACUGGAGUAGCGACUCUGAAGCCGAAUCAGUAGUAGAGGUUGACCUAACAGCAGCAGGUCGAUCAUCGGCGGCAGGGUGGCCCCGCGGGAUAGACAAAUCUACUUACACACCGUUGGCCACGGGGGACCUGGACCCCCCCACAACAGAGACACCUCUCUCCUUACCCACCUCACACAGCCAAGCUCCAGUGAGUUGCCAACCUCAUACCACAGACGGCGAUGCCCCACCCCAGCCUCCCACCAAAGACUCUCACUUCCCUUGUGCAAUCAAACAUGUACCUGCUAGUACCCAAAGAAUCAAAAGUUCUCCAAAGACAUUUAGAAAUGAUAAAGGUAUUGAAAAAUAUCCAAAGAUACGUGAUAAGAGAAAACUGGUGAGAUUUAGCGAUUAUAGUAAAGCAGCCUCAGCUUCAGUCCGUCCACCAUCUAAGGUUAUACAGGGUGAGGUCAGCGCUACCUCAACGCCCCUGGCCUCCACCGAGGCUGGAACUGCUAUAAUUACUGUUCAUGAAAAUGGGGACAAAAACUCCUCUGAAACGUCGCCGCCACCAAAGCCACCCAGAACACUCAGCCAUACCAUUAUUGAUGGUUGUGGGGCCCUGCCAGCACCCGAAGUCUCAAGUUACACGUUAACUGGACCUUCAGGGCAUUCGCCACUAACCUCACAAGGACCGCACACGCCCGUUUCAGAAGAUUCUUCCCAAGCCACCACCUCCAACCCGGCGCCUCUAGCUGAAGACGAGGUGCGGGACGCCUACUCCAUCGUUCGAGUGAGAGAUGGAGGGCCUCUGAGGACUAAGUACUCUGACCCUGGCAUCAUGGAGAGUUCCAUAUGACCCAUGUCUCCGGUAUGGCUCUCUUUUAUACCCGUCAGUAAAGGAGCCAUAUCGAAGAAAUAAAACAAAUUACGCUUUUUGUUCUAAGAUCAUCCUCCUGAGAAGGCAGAAAGCAAUCAAUAUAACUAACUAUUCUUUAAUAAUCUAUCGGCAUGUAAAUUCGAGUGUGCCAGACGUGACUUGUGUAAAAGGACAAGUCUUGCUAUCGUCACCAUCACCUGAAUCUUGCAGACAUAAAGUAAUAAAAGUUCUCCACUAAUAGACGCCGCUCCCAGUGUCACUUGUACCUUCAUCUGUACUAUUGUUUCAGAACAAAUAAUGACAGCUUGAAAUGGUAAUUAAUAUGAGUACAAUUCUUUAUUUUAUACAGCAUACAUUAUAAAUGGCAUGCUACGUUGUACUGUACAGUACAUAGCUUACAAAAUAAUUAAUUCAUAUUGAAGUUCUUUAGAGUUCACUGUUGAGGCUAAAGACUUUAGGAAUACCGACAUACGGGAUGGUUAUACAGUAAAUAAUAAUAAAUGUCUGUGGUUCAAAAUCUGCAGCGUUUAGUUUUUAACACUGAAGAAAAUUAUUGUUUAAGUCAGUUAGUGCUACUUGUUCCGUUUUCUCUUACAACUCUACAAACCGCUUCACAUAAGAACAUUCGCUAAGUUGUAUCCUAUCGUUUUAAUACUUACUUUUCCUUGAAUCAUCUUCGCCAGUGUGGAUUGUUUUGUCUUAAAAUUAUUUAUAUCUAUUUCAUUAUCAUAUUUAUGACUACUCGGACACAUCAAUACAGGUAUCCGUAUAAUAAUUACUACAAUAUAGUGUUAAAAAUAUGGUGUACGAACGUGUCAUUAAUCAGUAUUUUCUAUUGGUUUAACUAUUCCAAAGCAUAAAAUAAGUGGCGCUGUGGGGUUUUUGGGAUGUUUGGUUCACACUCAGGAUGGGAUGGAGAAAGGAAACUCACAAUGUGCUCUCAUGUAUACAUGUUGUAUUGGAUGUACAAUGCAGCUUGG